GACGAAGAAGCAAAGAGUCAUCUCAAGAAAGGAAACCUUGAAAGCUCCGAGCUUUACGUUCAUGUGAAACCAGCACUUGGUGGAACCUUCACCGACAUCGUGAUGUGGAUCUUCUGCCCCUUUAAUGGCCCGGCCACGCUCAAAAUCGGGAUAUUCACGUUACCUAUGAGCCGCAUAGGAGAACAUGUUGGUGACUGGGAACAUUUCACUUUCCGUAUAUGCAACUUCUCUGGUGAGCUUUGGCAAAUGUUCUUCUCUCAGCACAGUGGUGGUGGUUGGGUUGAUGCGUCAGAAAUUGAGUUUGUGAAAGAUAACAAACCGGCUGUGUACUCAUCUAAACACGGACAUGCGAGUUUCCCUCAUCCAGGAAUGUAUCUCCAAGGCUCG
Molecule: messenger RNA, 387 nt
Organism: Camelina sativa (false flax)
Lineage: Eukaryota; Viridiplantae; Streptophyta; Magnoliopsida; Brassicales; Brassicaceae
Source: RefSeq, a predicted model, not a curated record